Hyla sarda is the source of this 629-nucleotide messenger RNA. Its product is annotated as chymotrypsin-like elastase family member 1. The transcript is spliced from 5 exons. Lineage: Eukaryota; Metazoa; Chordata; Amphibia; Anura; Hylidae. Gene Ontology annotation, molecular function: serine-type endopeptidase activity. The coding region runs from base 1 to 543 and encodes 180 amino acids. Gene Ontology annotation, biological process: proteolysis. The record is from RefSeq and is a predicted model, not a curated record.
AUGGAAAUCUUUGUUUUGUCUCAUCUUAUUGAUACUUUGUUACACAUAUAUGUUACUUUGUUCAUUGUGACUGACUUAUGGCGAAUAUUUCCCUCUUUCAGCUAUGAUAUUGCUGUCCUGUGGCUGGCCUCCAGUGCUACUCUGAACAGCUAUGUGAAACUAGCUACACUGCCAGCAGAUGGCGCCGUUCUCGCCAACAACUACAACUGCAUCAUUUCUGGAUGGGGAAGAACUAGCACUGGUGGCUCUCUGCCAUCUAUCCUCCAGCAGGCCCCUCUGCCCGUUGUUGCUCACUCCACCUGCUCCACCAGCUCCUACUGGGGUAGCACUGUAAAGAGCACCAUGGUGUGUGCCGGGGGUAACGGACAACAGGCCGGAUGCAAUGGAGAUUCUGGUGGACCCCUGAACUGUGCUGUCAAUGGUGUUUACCAAGUCCAUGGUGUGACCAGCUUUGUGUCUUCUCUUGGAUGCAAUGCUUACCUGAAACCCACAGUGUUCACCAGAGUGUCUGCUUACACCUCCUGGAUCAACAGCAACCUGUAAACAUCACAGAACUGUACAGAAAGCACAAGUAUAAUGGCAUCUUAAGCAUCUGUUACUCUAUAUCAUACAUCAUAGAGAAAAUAAAU